Molecule: messenger RNA, 2258 nt
Organism: Procambarus clarkii (red swamp crayfish)
Lineage: Eukaryota; Metazoa; Arthropoda; Malacostraca; Decapoda; Cambaridae
Source: RefSeq, a predicted model, not a curated record
UGCGUGCGAUCACACUGUUAGUGUCAGUCAGUGCUUGAGUGUGUCGGGGUGAGGGGAGUGGCACUCCUGCUACUGUAUGUGACGUGUGCCAGGUUAUGCACCGUGGGUAUAAUGCACCUACGGCGAGUGGCGAAGGCAUGGCGACUCCACUGGCUGCUCUUACUCUUCAUCUGUAUUCUAGUUGCUCUCAAUAUAUUAUAUACAUCAUUCACGAAGAGAAACCACCUUAGGUCUAAUGUGCAUGAUCAGGCAGUUCUUGGUUCUGGGCAGUUCGUGUCUCCUGAUGCAUAUCUUCAAGAACUUCACCAAAAAGGGGCUCUGCCUCAGUUGCUGUCUGUGAGAGAACGCUUGACCCCCCCUGUACCCGUCGUUAAGAAGGAACUCAGCUUUGGUGUACACGAGGAGGAGAACUCUGCUCGAGAAGUUCUGGAUAUGGAGGCCAAUGAGAGAGAUGUUAAACAGGGUCAUAUACUGGAUGCUGAUGCUGCAAAUGAAGUAAAUUCGGUUGAACCUGAUACUAAUGGAAAUCAUUUGGAAGAUGAAAAUAUUGACGAAAUGCAAGUAACAGAACUAGAAGCACAUGACAGUUUUCACGAGCUUCCCUUGCAACAAGGAGAUAAUUUCAAAGUAGAGAAUGCUUCAUUUUCUUGGGGAAGUGUUCAGAACUGGAGAUCUUUAAAUGAAGAUGAAGUACAGAGGUUGUCUGUAUUGGGACGAAGACUGUAUUUAAAUGAAAAAAUAGGUAAAGUGAAAAAUAGAACUUUUAGUAUUUUAGUUUGGAAAAGUGGUCCUGCUAUUGAAAGACGUUUACUCAAGGAAUAUGGCAAGAAAAGAAAAGACCCCUUUCGUAAAUGUUCUGCUCACAACUGCAGGCUUACUUACAGAGACGAGGCAGCAAAGACAGCAGAUGCUAUUUUGAUCCAUCUCCAUCGCACGGAAGGACCUCACACCUUCCCAAACCGAACCAAAAUAAGUCAAAGAUGGAUCUGGUUAACAGAUGAGUCUCCAUACAACACCUUUAUGGUGGCUAAAGAUAAUAAUAUGGCAAAUUACAAUGGUUACUUCAAUUGGUCAAUGAGCUACAGGAUGGACAGUGAUGUCCCAGUACCGUACGGUAGAACAGUGGAGAUGUCUCCAGACGAGGCUGCCUCAUAUCAAUACGUUGAUUAUUUCAAACUAAAGCCAAAAACUGUAGCAAUACUAGGAUCAAACUGUGGGGGUAUAAAUAGAAGAUGGGCAUAUGUGAGAGAACUGAAGAAGCACAUGGAAGUAGAUGCAUAUGGAGGCUGUGGCAACCUGAAGUGUCCGGGACAUUUCACUAAGGACUGCGAAGCUCUUAAUGACUACAAAUUUUAUUUAGCAUUUGAAAAUGGAGAUUGUCGUGAAUAUAUAACAGAGAAGGUUUGGUGGAAUGCCUUGGGGAAGGGAGCUGUUCCUGUGGUAAUGGGGGCACCAGUGCAAGACUAUAAAAAGAUCCUGCCACCCAAUUCAUUCAUACACAUCAAUGAUUUUCCAUCUCCUCGGCAUCUUGCCAAACACCUAAUGUUCUUGGCUUCAAACCCCGAGGCAUACAGCAAAUACCAUGACUGGCGCUCCAGAUAUCGGGUGCUGAAUGAACACGGAUACUUCGCCUCACAAGUCUUUCAUUAUUGCCGCAUAUGUGAAGCGCUCAACUAUAAUGAUCCAGCACCCAAAGUUUACAAUAAUAUGGAAGUGUUUUGGAAUAAACAAACUCAUUGUUUCCCGCCGACCUGGGAAGAUAGGAUGAAAUCCCACACAUUAACAAAAUUGUAGCCUUGUGAAAGAUUCCAUCAAAUUAAAGUUUUAUAAAAUAUGUAAUUAUUGUACAGUUUUAGCAUAAAGAUUUGAUUUCAUACUGACAUAAACUGUCAUAUAUUCAGCUAUUCUCCAAUGAAAAAAUGGAAUACAGUAAUGUACUUAAAAAAUAAAUAGGCUAGUAAGUUUUAGGGUACUAUUUUAAUAUUAGGGGUCUUUACAGAUUAACUCUUUUUAUCUUAUUGGGAAGAGCAUUUCCAGUACAUUAAAACAAUUAAGUAUAAAGCUUUAAUGCACACAGUGCAAUCUGAUAUUAGAUUCUACAACAUUUAAUUCAUAUUUACCUUGGUACACUUUAAAAAUUACAAUGAGAAAAUAUAGAGUAACUUUAUAAACACUAAAAACACUACAUGAUUUGAAAAGAUCAUGAUGCAAAUGAACAUUACAGAUUUAUAUACAUCUGGCACCUCAUGGCUAUAUAA